GUGGAAUAUGAGUUAAUUUGGAGUUGAAGCUCCGCUCAAGAGCGCCUUUUUAGUUCCCAACAAGAAAAAAAACCUAAACAAAACCUCCAACCCUUUGUCAAGGUUCUUAAGAAGGACUGCCAACACCAGAGAAUAAAAAUGAUGCUGAGCCCGGACCAGGCUGAGGCGGACCUCUCCUGGACUCAGUCCGACCCGGAGACAAUGCUCAAUGGGUUGAAGUCGGCCGGUUGUGCCUCGGACGAGCCGGCGGAGAUGGAGGACAGAGCCAAAUGCAAAGCCGAGCAGCCCCUGAGCAGGGAGGAGAAGAGGAGAAGACGGAGGGCCACGGCCAAGUACCGCUCAGCCCACGCCACCAGGGAGAGGAUCCGGGUGGAGGCGUUCAACGUGGCCUUCGCGGAGCUGAGGAAAUUACUCCCCACAUUACCCCCGGAUAAGAAACUCUCCAAGAUCGAGAUCCUCAGACUGGCUAUAUGCUACAUCUCCUAUCUCAAUCAUGUGCUGGAUGUCUAAAAGUGACCCAUCCCCACCCCCCACUCCGCCCUCUAUGCGCACACAUAUGUGAGAGAAACUGUUUGGUUGAGUUGUUGGGAGACUGGACUCGCUCGGCGUGCUGGGAGUUAACUGGUUAUGGCAAGGUUAGCGGUCAGGGUGGAAUGAUGCAGGAG
Molecule: messenger RNA, 665 nt
Organism: Oreochromis aureus
Lineage: Eukaryota; Metazoa; Chordata; Actinopteri; Cichliformes; Cichlidae
Product: helix-loop-helix protein 2-like
Exons: 2
Coding region: 139-510 (123 amino acids)
Biological process (GO): regulation of transcription by RNA polymerase II
Molecular function (GO): protein dimerization activity; RNA polymerase II cis-regulatory region sequence-specific DNA binding; DNA-binding transcription factor activity, RNA polymerase II-specific
Source: RefSeq, a predicted model, not a curated record